This is a messenger RNA of Oncorhynchus gorbuscha (pink salmon), 1609 nucleotides long. RefSeq names its product transcription factor TFIIIB component B'' homolog. The record is from RefSeq and is a predicted model, not a curated record. Gene Ontology annotation, molecular function: TFIIIC-class transcription factor complex binding. Gene Ontology annotation, cellular component: transcription factor TFIIIB complex. Gene Ontology annotation, biological process: RNA polymerase III preinitiation complex assembly. The transcript has 12 exons. NCBI's taxonomy places the organism in Eukaryota, Metazoa, Chordata, Actinopteri, Salmoniformes, Salmonidae.
CCCAUAAUCCCCAUCACGAAUUACUUUCGACGUCACCGAAAACAUCAUGGCGGGGUAGUGUGUUCAUGAGCGCUAAACAUGGAAUAAAACGUCAAACAUAUGGAAUAUAUCUCGAAAAAAUGAAUUUAAUCACGAGUCUCUCUCUGCAGUAGGACAGAAUGGUCCGCAGAUCCAGUAUCAGUAUUCGGCCCAACGUCAGGCCGGCGGGCAGAGGCCCAGCAGCCCUAGCCUCCUCCCAAGACACUCCUCCAUUAUCCCAGGCCACCGAGGCUCCUUCCCAGGCAGGGGGCCAGGAGGUGGACACCACCCCUACUGCAGUGCCAGAAACCUCCACAUAUGAUGAUAAAGACCCAAAUGGUGAGGCUUCCAGUGGCACCCCCUCAGACAGUAUUCAAAGGAGGAAGAGGUUCUCUUUCAUGCCAAACUUUGCCAAACGCCGGGCGGCCCCCCAGCGAGACAGAUGCUGGACCCCCACAGGGCAUGAGAUGCCCAAGGCGGAGGCCCUCUGGAGACACGAAGAGGGCAUCUCAGUAUCUGAGAGAGCUAAGACUCUGGUAGCCAGGUCUGUGUCUGUUGGGCUCACCGGGUUGGCACCAAGAAAGUCCAGGCUUAGCAGGUUCCUGAAUGACCCAACGGACCUGCAGAGGCUGGCCAAGGCCCGGAAGCUCAGAGAACUGCUGAGACAGGAGAUGAAAAAGGAAAAGAUUGUGUGUUCCUGGUGUAACUCGGGCAGUUGUUGCCAUCCUGUUACUGUCCCGCAGAAACUGAGGAAAGCCAAGGUGUGUUUGAGUGAAUAUAAGCUGGAUCCCUCUAAAAUGACCAUGAGCGAUCUUCUAUACUACCUGCCUGAUACCUACCCCGUGACUAUAAUCUGUCCUAUCUGGAAGAGGAACAGAGGGAGAACCAGACUGUUCUGCUGCUCACCCACCCAAGAGAAGUCCCCUGCGAGGCCCCCAAUGCCAGAGGCCCCGGCUGAGACAGCAAGCCAGAGGGAUGAAGAUGAGGAUGAUGAUGACGCUGACGAUGGGGCGAUUUUGCCGCGAGUGAGGGUGGCAGAGGACGGGUCUCUGAUCAUCGAUGAGUAGAGUUUGACGAUAGAGGUCCUGAGGCAGAAAGGGCCAAAUACAGCUGAUGAUGGAGACCCGAUCUUUGAGCAUGGCUCCACAACCACCUACUCUAGCUUUAGGAAAGGGACACACGUCAAACCCUGGUGCAACAAAGAGACAGACUUGUUCUUCCUGGCUAUCAAUAUGGUAGGAACAGACUUCUCUAUGAUUGGACAGCUGUUUCCUCACCGCGGUCGCAUUGAGAUCAAGAACAAGUUCAAGAAAGAGAAGAGAGCAAACAGCUGGAGGAUAGACAAGGCCUUCAGUCAUUUUGGGAAACUAUUUUAUCAGAAGCAUAUUACUAUACUUAGUCAUUAUAGAUGGGAUUGGGGAAUCAAACGCAUUAUGGUAUUUUCUCUGUUCAGAGGAGAGGCGUAGGCUGGAUCUGGAGUUCUUCACUAGCCUCUUGGAGAAGAUCUUGGGCAUCGAGGCGAAGAGUAACAAAAACAACAAGUCCCCCACGGAGAAGAAAAUUAUAAAGGAAAAUAAGAGAAAACCAAAAG